UGACUGUCAGCUGCUUUCCCCACACUGCCACCAUCACAUGCCCCACCACUGGAGCCUCAGAAGCCUGACCACAGACCAGCAUCUCCGAGGCAUGAAUAAUUAGGUAGGCAUAAUGGAAGGCACUCACUGCACCCUCCAAUUGCGUAAACCCAUUACCGAAGUCUGCUACAUCAGCUUCUAUCUUCCAAGGGGCGAAGUCAGAGGAUUUUCGUACAAGGACACUGUAACUCUAGACAGAGCCAGUAAAGGGUUUCACAACUGCUACCAAGUCAGGGAGGGGUCCGACCUCCACAGCCUCAGUCGGCAGCCAAACGAACAUCCAGGCGACAUCUUUUUCAAGCCGACUCCCACGAAAGACAUUCUGACUGAACUGUACAAACUCACUGCCGAGAGGGAGAGACUGCUGGCCGGUCUGCUGAGCUCAGGCCACAUCCUGGGGAUUACGAUGGGGAACCAGGAGGGGAAGCUGCCUGAACUCUCUGUGAGCCUGGCCUCUGAGGAUGACUGUUUCCAGAGUGCUGGCGACUGGCUUGGGGAGCCCUCAGUGGGCUGUCUCAACAAGAGGAGCUCCCACGGGAACAAAAAGGCCCGGAGGUUUGGUGGAAGGAGAGAGAGCUUUGAGGGGCUCUCUCAAAGCUCCCUGCAGAAGAGGACAAAAAGAAAGGGGCAUGGAGGACAGGAAUUGGCUCCUCUGCGGGGGAAGGACCAGGCCUAUUUCAGCAGUUCUCUUCCUCUCUCUCGAACAAGGUCUCAUCUUUGGCUUCUGGAGGAGAGAGGCAACUUGCUCCUCAAUGGGGAGCUUACUUCAUCCCUGCAGAGGAGAGAGAGAUGCACCCUAGAGGCCCCCAGGACACUGGAUGCUGACUCUGCCUUGGGAAGCAUCAAGAAGCCUUCUGAAGAUGCAGGGCUAGGAAGAGGCGGGCUGCCCCCUGACUGCAGCUCCACGGAGCCAGGGGAUGAUAGAGCUACGGAGCUGAAGAGAACCCCUCGCAGGCUGGUGCAUCAGCAAACAGGCUUGACUGAAAGUCACAAGGAGCCUGAGAAAGAACCAGCGGCAGAGAGACGCCGGAGAGCGAAGGCUGCUGAGUGGACUCAUAGGAAGAAGCCUGUCUCCAGAGUGGUGGCCAGAGUCCAGGAUCUGCCCACUCAGGUACAGCGAGUAGUCAAAACGCAUCCUGAGGGUGAGGGAAAGAUCGCCCCUGGCCUAGCAGCCCCAGCUGAGUUCACACCAGGUGCAGACUUGCUCACCCUCCCGGGAGCUGAGGCUGGGGCCUGGGGAGCCAGGGGCCUGGACCAGGAACAGCAAAGGGACAGGUCAUGGCAGCCAUCAGCUGGGGAAUGCCCCCCAGCCAGCACUGAGGGGGCUGUGAACAAGGUCCUCCUGAAGGUGAUAGAGAGCGAGAAGUUAGAUGCUGCUGCUGAGGGCAAACGGCUGGGCUUUCCCUUUGGCACAGUUGGCGCCCACACCCUCCCAGAAACCAGGAGCAGGAGGGGAGCUGGGCUUGGAAGAGGCAGCCGCAAAACCUCGUUUCUGGAUCUGCCCCGUGGUGGCGUGGACCCUGGAAGUGAUGAGAAAAGGCUGCCCCCACUAGCGCUGGCUGCUCCUGGCACGGUAAUUAAUAAUUCAGCCUUUCCACCCAGCACGCGCAAACGGAUGUCGCCUGUUCCCUCACCUCUCUCUCCAAGGCUCCCCAGCCCUCAGCAGCAUCAUAGGAUCCUCCGGCUCUCCUCACCGCCUGGAGAGAGAGAAGCCACUCUUGAUGACUCUCUUUCUGGAAGGAGCCGUGCUUUCUCUGGGUCCCUCUCUGCUGACACCUUGGAGCCACCAUCCUCUGCCAAGGUCACGGAGACCAAAGGGGCCAGCUCGACCUCCCUCAGAGUGGGCCAACCUCGGCUGGUGCCCGGGGAACCUUUGGAAAAGACCUUGGGGCCCGGGAGGACCACAGCUCAGCCCCAGCACCAGUCACCUCCAGGCAUCUCCUCUGAGGGCUUUCCCCGGGACGGCUUCAGUGAGCAGACAACAGCUAAGGACCUUCCCAGCAAAGAUGGAGGUGCAUGGGUCCUGGCUUACAGAGCAGGGCCAGCCUGUCCAUUUCUGCUCCAGGAGGAAAGAGAGAAACCCAACAGAAAUGAAUUGCACUUGGAUCUCCAUCCUGACCACAGCCCCACUGAGCAGGAUGAUAGGAUUCCUGGCAGACUCCAGGCUGUCUGGCCACCACCGAAGACAAAGGACACCGAAGAAAAAGUGGGACUGAAGUACACUGAAGCAGAAUACCAAGCUGCUAUUUUACACUUGAAGAGGGAGCACAAAGAAGAAAUUGAAAACCUGCAGGCUCAGUUUGAACUUCAAGCCUUUCACAUCCGGGGUGAGCAUGCAGUGAUAACAGCAAGACUGGAAGAAACCAUUGAGAAUCUCAAACACGAGAUAGAACACCGAUGGCAAGGAGGAUGCGAAGAGAUGAGAGAUGUAUGUGUCUCCACGGAUGAUGACUGCCCUCCAAAGACUUUCAGAAAUGUGUGCAUCCAGACAGACAGAGAGACUUUCCUCAAACCCUGCGAAGGUGAAGGCAAGACAACCAGAAGUAACCAAAUAAUACCUAAAAAGCUGAACAUCUCCUCUUUAAGCCAACUCUCUCCCCCAAAUGACAACAAAGACACCUGUGUACCACCUGCAGAAGGCAGCUCAUUGAAUCAGCAGAAAGUACCUCCUUCCCCUCCCCCUCCUCCUCCUGCCCCACCACUACCAGCAGCCAUCCCUCCCCCGCCUCCCCUCCAACCUGGACUUGGACCUUUGCCACCAGCACCUCCGCCACCACCUGUGAAUACUGGACCGCCACCACCUCCCCCACCUCCUCUGCCUCCAAGUGCUGGACCUCCCCUACCUCCUCCUCCCCCACCUCCCCCUCCUUCCAUCCCUCUACCCAACAACGGAGGUCCUCCUCCUGCUCCAGCACUCCCAGGACUCGCACCCCCACCUCCUCCUGGACUCUUCUUCGGAGUUGGCCCUUCUUCCAGCCAGUGUCCUCGGAAGCCAGCCAUUGAACCCAGUUGUCCAAUGAAGCCUCUGUACUGGACUAGGAUACAAAUAAGUGAUAAGAGCCAAAAUUCUACGCCAACUUUAUGGGAUUCCUUAGAAGAACCUGAUAUUCGGGAUACUAGCGAAUUUGAGUAUUUAUUCUCCAAAGACAUACCUCAACAGAAGAAAAAACCUCUCUCAGAGACCUAUGAGAAAAAAAACAAGGUCAAAAAGAUCAUAAAGUUAUUGGAUGGAAAACGAUCUCAAACUGUGGGAAUCUUGAUCUCUAGUUUGCAUUUAGAAAUGAAGGAUAUCCAGCAGGCCAUUUUUAACGUGGACGAUUCUGUGGUUGAUCUGGAAACCCUGGCAGCCUUAUAUGAAAACAGAGCCCAAGAGGAUGAACUCGUUAAAAUAAGAAAGUAUUAUGAGACAUCCAAAGAGGAAGAAUUGAAGCUGCUGGAUAAACCUGAGCAAUUUUUGCAUGAGUUAGCCCAGAUCCCUAAUUUUGCUGAACGCGCCCAGUGCAUAAUCUUCAGAUCUGUCUUUUCUGAGGGUAUCACCGCCUUGCACCGAAAGGUAGAGAUCAUCACACGAGCUUCUAAGGGCUUGCUGCACAUGAAAAGUGUAAAAGAUAUUUUAGCUCUCAUUCUGGCUUUUGGAAAUUAUAUGAAUGGAGGAAAUAGGACUCGGGGACAAGCAGAUGGAUAUAGCUUAGAAAUUCUGCCCAAACUCAAGGACGUCAAAAGUCGGGAUAAUGGGAUUAAUCUGGUGGACUACGUAGUGAAAUAUUACCUGCGUUACUAUGAUCAGGAAGCAGGAACAGAAAAGAGCGUUUUCCCCUUGCCUGAACCACAGGAUUUCUUCUUGGCUUCUCAAGUCAAAUUUGAAGACCUUACAAAAGAUUUGAGAAAACUAAAGAGGCAACUAGAAGCAAGUGAGAAGCAGAUGGCAGUCGUGUGUAAGGAGUCGCCAAAGGAGUAUCUGCAGCCGUUCAAGGACAGCCUGGAAGAGUUCUUCCAGAAAGCCAAAAAGGAACAUAAAAUGGAAGAAAGUUACUUGGAGAAUGCACAGAAAAGUUUUGAAACAACAGUAGGAUAUUUUGGGAUGAAGCCAAAGUCUGGUGAGAAGGAGAUCACACCCAACUACGUGUUUAUGGUGUGGUACGAGUUCUGCAGUGACUUCAAGACUAUCUGGAAACGGGAGAGUAAAAACAUAUCUAAAGAAAGAUUGAAAAUGGCUCAGGAAUCAGUCAGCAAGUUAACAGCAGAGAAGAAAGUGGAGACAAAGAAAAUCAACCCCACGGCUAGUCUGAAGGAAAGACUGCGUCAGAAGGAAGCUAGUGUGAGCACCAACUAACACAGAGACACAGGAGAACAGUGUUGGUGAGGCAUAGCACCCGCAUGACCCUCUGUAACACCAGUGCUACGAGAAGUCCUCAAAAGAUACUUCACUCAGUGUUUCUUUUGCUCAUCUCUUUCCGAGCACCCUGUGCCUUCUUGAAGAAGUCCCUUGUUAAGCCAUAGGAACAAUGAAAUGCCGCUGAAGAAGUAUUUGAGAACUGUUUCUUCUAGAGGUCCAAAGUUCGCUCUGCUACAAGACCAGAGAAUUACCAAGACUUUUUUGAGUUUUUCUUCUUUUUUUUUUUUUAAUCAGGGACCUUAAGCUUUCAAACCCAAGCAUGAUACAUGUAAACUUGUGAAAGAAGAAAAGAUGGAUUUUUUGUGACAGCUGCCUUGAGCUAGUUCAAGCCUUGAUCUUUAUAAUAAUCAAGCCUGCUGGUUUGAUUAUUGAUCUGAAUUUUCAUUCUAUUGCAGCAAGAUCCUGAAGCACCCUUCUUGCCAAAAAUGUUGAGACUUAACCAGAAUUAUUUUAAGAGGCCCAAGACUCUAUGCCCCAUACUUAAGAAAUCGUUAUUUUUUCGUUGUUUUUCAUGUGCUAGAGAGAACAGAACAUGGAAUUAUACAUGGAUGGAGAAGGAAGUUCAAUAGUCAUAAACUUCUUUCUGGAGAACAAAUUAUAAUGCAUGUAGUUGGCAUCAGCCAUUUAGCAAGACCCAUUCUUCUGUUUUUGUAUCCAUUCAUUGAGGUUUCCUAGGCCACUAGGAAUUCUCUACCCCUUCUUUUUUUAAAAAAAACAACAACAACAAAAAACUAUGAUAACUGAGCAGCAACAGACUUGGGGUCAAAGCAUCUGCUUUGAUGAGUGACGCAGUAUCAGUCAGAGUACAUUUCACACCUCAAAUCGUCUAUGAGUGGAUAUACCGUGUUGAACUGCAGCUGAGCUGUACACCAGGUUCUGGGACUGAAUAUGGCUGGACCUCUCCCACGCACCCUGGGAGGCAGUGUCUAGACAGGAGAGCAACUGCUACUUGCAGCUGUUUAUCAUGACCUUGACUGACAGACAUGUGACUUAUGGUUGAAGCAGGGGGGGUUAAUGUCCAAAAAAGAGAGGGUAGUAAAAAAUUUCUUUACAUCAAAAUGGGAAGAGGGUGAUUACAUUGAUAUUGAAUGAUAUUGAAUUUUGAGUUCAAUAGGUAGUUUUUUCUGACCCUGGAAGCCCAUGUGAUUACUGCCUCUAGAGUCACAGGAAAACCACCUUGGACCUCUCGCCUGACAUUUUUUCCUUAAAGCACUCUCCUGUGCUGCGAGAGGAGAAGAGAGGAGACUUGGGGUGAAAUGAGGUAAGGAUCAAAGCCUAUCAGGUUUCAGUCUUGAAAGGAGAGAGGUCCAAGCUUUCUCCUCCCAACUGAUGGAAGACCAUCCAGAGAAGAGCAGAAACCUUAACACCCUUCCCCAUCUGCUGGUCAUGUGUGAGCUGCCCCUUGCCCCAGCAUCUUGCCAGAAUCCCUCAACUUGCCAGGUACCUGAGUGUCUACCCAGGACCUGCCUGCUAGUUAUCAGCCCCCACGGGGACCCCAUAAUAGAUAUAGCCCAUUAAAGUAGCGCCAUAUCCUAAUACAAUGCCCAGGAAUGCAGAGUCAGGAUCAAAUCUAGUCACAAAGCCAUUCCUGCAGGUGCUAGCCACUCUUUCUAAUAAUUAAAAAAAAGGAAUAUAAUAACAUGGUUUGUUUGUUUUUUUUCCCAAAAAAAUAAAAGAAUGAGACAAGUAAAACAGAAGAGCUGGUAAGAACUUACAUGACUAAUAGUAGUUGCUUGUGAGCAAGCCUUUCAUACUGCUUUCUUAGAUUGUUUUUCUCUUCAUUUGCACUUAAUGGUGAGGACCUAAGAAAUUCCUCAAUUUGAAACAAAUCCUACUUACAGCUACCGUGUGCUCUGUUGACAGUCCUAGUGUUAACAGGCAAAAGAAAAAGCACCUGUUUUACCCAUGUUCAAGUUGGAUUUCAUUCUAGUGGACAGACCAGAAAUUGGCAGCAAAAUAAAACCUUUUCUAAAGAGCAGAGUUUGCCUACCUUUGUUGGGAAAACCUAGUGAGUCCAACAUACUGUUAGUGUGUGGAGACACCAUGGCACGAUCCCCCUGACUGUCACCCAAUUGGCAUCCUGCUUUAGGUAUCCGGACACCCCUCCCAAGUCCGCACAUGGACUGCAGUGUGACGGUGCCCUCAUUUGUAACUUGACCUGAUGCUUGGUAAAAGUUCACAAGACUUUGUCCAAGGUGGACCAUCUUAAACAACCCAGAGGCCCUGAGAGAAUGACCUCUCCAAAAUGCAGCUGAGAUUGUGUUAACUACAGCAGGUGUCGCUAAACUUUUCAUGAGUAAGUAGUUGGGGUACACUUAGCAGCUGGGGCAUGUCUGGCUGUUCUUAGCACAGCCUUGCCUGCAAAGAGGGACAGUGGCCAGUAUUUCUACUCUGCAUGUAACCAGACAUAUUUGACUUACUAAUCAGACUCAGAGAAACCCUAACUUGUAACAGCAUCAUCUCUGCCUAGUUAAGGUUCAUUAAAGCUGAGGACACAGUGGAUAGCAGUUCAGAUUCUUGCAAAACCUGCAUAAUCAUCGAGCACACAAGUAUAUCAUAUAUGACAUAAAAGCGUUAUAUAAACAUGUUAGGUAAAAAACACAGGCCUAUGAAGUAUUGAGGAUCAAGUGAGGCGGAGGUGUGCUAUAUGGCUUUUUAACCCAAGAAGAGGCAGUUUAUGGGCAGAGGCAUGGUGAAGGGAAAAGGUAGCCAAGAAGAACGAUAUGAUGGUUUGUCAAGGCCCAGGAGUCACAGGUGAUAGACCUGCUGCUCAGAAGUUACCUUUUGAAUCCUUGGGUUGAUGUCUAUGAAAUCUCUUUAAACAUUCAUUGCAACGACCCAGGAACUAUGAAGAAAAAAAGUCUGAAAUCUGGGAAGUGUAGAAUAAAGAGAUCCAGUCGUGCUCUUCCAUCUUUAAAUGUUUUAGCCAAAACAGUGGGCAACAUGAUGAGAAACCGGAUGCCAGAUUGGACUCCAGUCUCCAGUCCUCUUUUCUUCCCGGUUAGAAUAGUAGACGCUGCACGCCUGCUCAGCUGCUCUCAGGCACCUCCUUUUCUCAUAAGUCCCGUAAGGAAAGGCAUUUCCCUAAAAGCUCAUCUGCUGCUGGUGGAGAAACUAAAGGAAGGAAAAAAGCUCUUUGGUAGUGUUCAGCAAGGUGAAGAAGUCAUUGGUCCAGUUCUUCCAAGACCGUGAUCAGAUGUAUCAAAAGAUAUGUAAGUGUAUUUUUCGUAAAGGUUUGCUUGUUGGACUGGGAUUGCAUAUCUCUCUCUCUAGAUUAUAUCACCUGCAUGGGGAAAUUUUACUUCUUUGUUGGACAUCAUAUUUUAUUUCUAUUUCAUUCUUGCCUGGUGUCACUGACAUAGCUCAUUGCACACAGCAGGCAGCACCUAGUCAGCCAGAAUCUGAAAGGGAAUUAGCAGUGCAGACCUGUGGGCUCUUUCCCAGUAACCAGACUGUAACACUGACAUGGGAACUUUAUUCAGACCAAUCAUUCUAAAUUGGUCUGUUCUGUAGUACUACUGCCCUUGCCAAACAAAGAUAAAACCAAUUUGGAGCUUUCUGUGUGGAGAGGAAGGAAGAAGUCAAAAAAAUAUAGCUUUUCCCCCCAAAAUAACUGAUGCAAAUAUCAAAUAUCCAAUUCUAUAGUUAGUUUAAAUAGUCUAAAAAUUGCUAACAAGGACUCCGCUAGAUUUGAGCUUCAUUUUUCUUUGAUCUUGCCCGUUCUCAUCAUUUAAAAACAAAAAGACCAAAAGGUAGAAGGGGAAAAGAAGCAUCAGCAGAUUUGGAAGUCGACAAAUUAAUUAGUUCCUGAAUCACAAAAGAAGGACAUGUUGUGAAACCCAGUGUUGUAGAGGUCCUACACAUAUAAGAAUUAGAACAGCUGUGAGGGCUGAUGAGUGUGGACAAAGUAAAAGCUCUUAACUGCCCACUGGAGACUUCAGCCUAAACCAGGCAAUUUUCAAAAUAGAUUCAAGAGAGUGAAGUAUUGCUCUGAACAAUUUAUUUUUGGAAAAAUCACAUACAAAGAGAAGUGGUAUGUAAAGAAAGAAGUGUUAGACAAUUAAAAUUUCCUUUCUCUGAUUCUCUUGUAAAAGCAGUUCAUAAAUGGAUGGACCAUCCAGAAAACCAUGAAUACCACACUUCAUAUAUCAGGUUUUCACCAUAGAAACACAGCUAAAGAGGGUGGACUGAAUAAAGAAAUGAACUUUCAUUCAUGUCAGCUACUUUGUUAUCAUAAAGAAA
This is a messenger RNA of Capra hircus (goat), 8677 nucleotides long. It is a transcript of the gene FMN1, whose product is annotated as formin 1. The transcript has 18 exons. Gene Ontology annotation, cellular component: actin filament; nucleus; cytoplasm. The record is from RefSeq and is a predicted model, not a curated record. NCBI's taxonomy places the organism in Eukaryota, Metazoa, Chordata, Mammalia, Artiodactyla, Bovidae. The coding region runs from base 113 to 4372 and encodes 1419 amino acids. Gene Ontology annotation, molecular function: microtubule binding. Gene Ontology annotation, biological process: actin nucleation.